Messenger RNA from Hordeum vulgare subsp. vulgare (domesticated barley), 1639 nucleotides. Its product is annotated as thaumatin-like protein 1. Bases 326 to 1465 code for a protein of 379 amino acids. Gene Ontology annotation, cellular component: extracellular region. The transcript is spliced from 3 exons. Gene Ontology annotation, biological process: defense response. The record is from RefSeq and is a predicted model, not a curated record. Lineage: Eukaryota; Viridiplantae; Streptophyta; Magnoliopsida; Poales; Poaceae.
GAGGGCCAUCCCAAGCAGAAUAGAAUUUACCGUACGUGUGCCCAUGCUCGAUGCCACCGGGGUACCCAAACAAAGGCUAAAGUAAAGUUCGUUCAUCGGGAGCCACACUCAAGAUUCCCCCUCCCCUAUCCUUUCCCCCUCUCUUUCCUGUGCGCCCAUUGCCCUCGUCUUUCUCCAUCUCCUCCAAAUCAACGAACUGUCACGUUACCACACACCAUUACCAGCUGCUGAAGAGUGAGAGUGAGGAGUAGGUGCGCUGCUCUGUCCUGACAUUGCACGCGCUUGCCGCCGAGCUCUGCAUUGCGUUUACCAGCAGCUAUCCCCGAUGGGGUUGCCGAGAUGUAUCGCCGUCAUUGUGCUCCUUUUGAUUUCAUGGAGAGAGGGGGAGGCGGCAAUGUUCACGUUCGUCAACCGGUGCGCAUACACGGUGUGGCCAGGCGUCCUGUCGAACGCCGGCACCGCGCGGCUCGGCACCACGGGGUUCGAGCUCCCGCCGGGCGCGUCGCGCGCGGUGCCGGCGCCCUCUGCCUGGUCCGGCCGUCUCUGGGCCCGCACCGGAUGCGCGCAGGACGGCGCGUCAGGGCGGCUCGUCUGCGCCACCGGCGACUGCGGCUCCGGCACGGCCGAGUGCGCCGGCGCCGGCGCGGCGCCCCCCGCGACGCUGGCCGAGUUCACGCUCGACGGGACGGGCGGGCUGGACUUCUACGACGUCAGCCUUGUGGACGGGUACAACCUGCCUGUGCUGGUGGAGCCGUCCUCCGGAGAGCGCCCCGGCGGCGCGUCGAGCGCCGGGUCUUGCGCGUCGGCGGGGUGCGCGGCGGACCUGAACGCGAUGUGCCCCGCCGAGCUCCGGUCCGGCGGCGGCGCGGCCUGCCGGAGCGCGUGCGACGCGUUCGGGCGGCCCGAGUACUGCUGCAGCGGCAUGUACGCCAACCCCGGGACAUGCCGGCCGACGUCCUACUCUCAGGUGUUCAAGAUGGCGUGCCCGCGCUCCUACAGCUACGCCUUCGACGACCCCACCUCCACCUUCACCUGCGCCGGCGGCCCCGACUACACCGUCACCUUCUGCCCCGGCGCCACCCCGAGUCAGAAGUCCACCACGGUGCCGGCGGCCACGACGACGCCGACGCAAACGAGCCCCCUGCCGACGACGGUGCCGCGGACGGAGACGCCGACGACGACGGUGCCCGGGACGGAUACGCCGGCUAUGAUGCCGGGGAUGACGUUCACGGAUGCCAACCAGGGCAGCAUGCCGAUGCCGAUGGGCGGCGAGGUCGGCACUGGCGGUGGCGGCGGCAUCCAGGGGCAGGGCGUCAUCCUCGGGGGCGCAAGCAGCGACGCCUGGCUCGCCAACAUGGCCACCGGCGACGUGACGGGUGCGGCAGCGGCACCACGCGCGGCAGCCUCCGCCGCUCGGCUAGUCGCCGCGCCAUUGGCGUUGCUCGCGCUCCAUCUGCUGCGAUAGAUGGAGGUCGCCGGAACACUGAUUGAUCGGUGCAAUGUAUUCGGGUGAAAAGAAAGAGGGGUUGGCCGUAGGAUUAGAUUCGGAAACGCCAUUGUAACUUUCCGUGUUGAUGGGAUUUUGCUGUAAGUACGUACUCACUUAUUUUGAGACGGAGGAAGUAGAUUGUUGGUUAAA